This is a messenger RNA of Pyrus x bretschneideri (Chinese white pear), 1661 nucleotides long. RefSeq names its product eukaryotic initiation factor 4A-8. The record is from RefSeq and is a predicted model, not a curated record. The transcript is spliced from 5 exons. Gene Ontology annotation, biological process: cytoplasmic translational initiation. The coding region runs from base 153 to 1394 and encodes 413 amino acids. NCBI's taxonomy places the organism in Eukaryota, Viridiplantae, Streptophyta, Magnoliopsida, Rosales, Rosaceae. Gene Ontology annotation, cellular component: cytoplasmic stress granule. Gene Ontology annotation, molecular function: ATP binding; RNA helicase activity; translation initiation factor activity.
AAACCCAGCCUCUUUUUAUCACUCGCACACUUUCAAACUCCACGGCGCAGAUCCGAGGAGUUUGGGAAACCCUAGCUCUCUUUUAGCAACCUCCAGUUGUCUUCUGCUUCUCUCUCUCUCUCUCUCUCCAGCGUUCAUCAACAUCAUCAGUCAUGGCAGGUGUUGCACCCGAGGGAUCACAGUUUGAUGCAAAACAGUAUGAUACUAAGAUGAGUGAGCUGCUCUCAACUGAUGGGCAAGAUUUCUUCACGUCGUAUGAUGAAGUUUUUGAAAGUUUUGAUGCCAUGGGAUUGCAGGAAAAUCUCCUGAGAGGCAUUUAUGCGUAUGGUUUUGAGAAGCCUUCUGCCAUUCAGCAAAGGGGAAUUGUUCCCUUCUGCAAAGGCCUUGAUGUGAUUCAACAGGCUCAGUCCGGAACCGGGAAAACAGCAACCUUUUGCUCGGGGAUUUUGCAGCAACUUGAUUAUGGUGUUGUCCAGUGCCAGGCUUUGGUUUUGGCACCUACCAGGGAGUUGGCACAGCAGAUUGAGAAGGUUAUGCGAGCACUUGGUGACUACCUUGGUGUAAAGGUUCAUGCUUGUGUUGGUGGGACAAGUGUUCGUGAGGAUCAGCGCAUUCUUCAAGCUGGUGUUCAUGUUGUUGUAGGAACCCCUGGUCGUGUGUUUGACAUGUUGAGAAGGCAAUCACUUCGCCCAGAUUACAUCAAGAUGUUUGUAUUGGAUGAGGCUGAUGAAAUGCUUUCUCGUGGUUUUAAGGAUCAGAUCUACGACAUUUUCCAGCUCCUGCCAUCAAAGGUUCAGGUUGGGGUGUUUUCUGCUACCAUGCCACCUGAAGCCCUGGAAAUCACAAGGAAGUUUAUGAACAAACCCGUGAGGAUCUUGGUAAAGCGCGAUGAGCUCACCCUUGAGGGUAUCAAGCAGUUCUAUGUCAAUGUCGAUAAAGAAGAAUGGAAGCUCGAGACGCUUUGUGAUCUGUAUGAGACCCUGGCCAUCACCCAGAGUGUCAUUUUCGUUAACACCAGGCGCAAGGUGGACUGGCUUACUGACAAGAUGAGAAGCCGUGACCACACUGUCUCCGCCACCCACGGUGACAUGGACCAGAACACUCGUGACAUCAUCAUGCGUGAAUUCCGAUCUGGCUCAUCCCGUGUUCUCAUCACCACUGAUCUCUUGGCUCGUGGUAUCGAUGUGCAGCAGGUAUCUCUCGUAAUAAACUAUGAUUUGCCAACUCAACCCGAGAACUACCUUCAUCGUAUUGGACGAAGUGGAAGGUUUGGGAGAAAGGGUGUCGCUAUAAACUUUGUGACAAGGGAUGACGAGAGAAUGCUCUAUGACAUCCAGAGGUUUUACAAUGUGGUGAUCGAGGAGCUCCCAUCGAAUGUUGCUGAUCUUCUCUGAAGAGCUCGCGCGUUUAGUUCUGGUUCUCUUUUUGAGGCAGUUUUUAAUUGUCCUGUUUUGAAAGUACUGUUUAAUGCUGCUGUUUUUGGUUUUGUUUUGUCCUCAAUUUAUGCUGUCCAACAUAUCUAACUGUUAAAUGGUAUGCGGCCUUCUUGCUCGGUUUCGAUAUAUGAAGAAAGACUUUUAGGAUGUUCGUUGCAUACUGUCUUUGUGCGGUUCAGGGUUUUGUUAUUUUGAAUGGUUAUAAAUAUUAAGGUUGUUUCAAUA